This is a messenger RNA of Colletotrichum costaricense, 153 nucleotides long. RefSeq lists its product as uncharacterized. Lineage: Eukaryota; Fungi; Ascomycota; Sordariomycetes; Glomerellales; Glomerellaceae. The record is from RefSeq and is a predicted model, not a curated record. The coding region runs from base 1 to 153 and encodes 50 amino acids. The transcript is spliced from 2 exons.
AUGGACCGGACACACCGAUGCCAAGCUGCUGGGUCGCGCCGGCGAAUGGUCUCGAACUGCUGUCAGCAGUCAAUCAAUGGCAAUCAAGAGAGCCCCGGUCCAGAUAGACCGAGAGCUAUCGAGGACCAGACACCUGCAGCUGACCCAACAUAG